CUUCACUUGAGCGCCCCCACCAAAAACUCCUGGCGCACACUGGCGCGCGGGCCACGCUCCCGUGGCUCCUCGCGAUGGCAGCGGCCCCCGAGCCUGCGGGGCGUCACCUGGGCCGACGUCGCACCUCCCGCCUCCGGCCCGGGCCGAAGUGAAGCUGCGCGCCUUCUGACGUCAUCACCGGGCGCCGCGGCCCCCACCUCCUUCCACUUCGCGGGAGAAGUUGUUGGCGCGAAUGGAUCGCGAGUCCCGGUAACGGAUUCCCCAGCCGACAGGCCUGCUCGCCCGCGCCUUAGUCCGUGGGCUGCGAUGGAUAUUCGGAAAUUCUUUGGGGUUAUACCAAGUGGAAAGAAACCCGUAACUGAAACAAUAAAGAAGAAUGAGAAAACAAAGUCCGCUGAAGAAACUUUAAAAGCAAAAAAAGGAAUAAAGGAAAUCAAGGUAAAUAGUUCUUGUAAAGAAGAUGACUCUAAACAGAAGCAACCAAACAAGAAAAAGAGGAUCAUCUAUGAUUCAGAUUCAGAAUCAGAGGAGACAGUGCAGAUAAAAAAUGCCAAAAAGCAACCAGAAAAAUUGCCAUUGUCUUCUAAACCUGGUAAAAUUCUGCGCCAGGAUCCUGUUACAUACAUUUCAGAAACAGAUGAAGAAGAUGACUUUAUGUGUAAGAAGGCAGCCUCUAAAUCAAAAGAGAAUGGAGGAUCUACAAAUAGUUUUCUUGGAGCAUCAAACAUGAAAAAGAACGAAGAAAACACUAAGACCAAGAAUAAACCUUUAUCACCAAUAAAACUUACCCCCACGUCAGUGCUUGACUAUUUUGGAACUGGAAGUGUCCAAAGAUCAGAUAAGAAGAUGGUAGCGAGCAAAAGAAAAGAGCCUUCACAAAAUGCAGACGAUUCCAGAUUAAAUGAUGAAGCCAUCGCCAAGCAGUUGCAACUUGAUGAGGAUGCAGAGCUGGAGAGACAACUGCAUGAAGAUGAAGAGUUUGCCAGAACAUUAGCCAUGUUGGAUGAAGAACCCAAGACCAAAAAGGCUCGGAAGGACCCAGGAGAGAGAGAAGCAUUUUCACCUGUCCAAGCCAAUUUAAGUAAAGCAGAAAAACAUAAAUCUCCUCAUAAAGUAAAAACAGAACAAUUUUCAGAUGACAGAAAGAACUGCAGCCCCAAGAAGCAAACUAAAUGUGAAAGUUUGAUAGGAUCUCAGCAACAUUUGAAGUCAUCCCCUCACAAAAUAGGAGAAACUUCUCCAAAAGCCAGUUCCAAGGUGGCCCUUUUGAAAAAAAAGGGAGAGAGUUCUUAUAAAGAAACAGAGCCUAUGGUUUCAAAAAGAAAAGAAAAUGCUGUUGAAUUAAAAGGACAGACAAAAACUCCUAAGAAACCCAAAAGUUCUCCAGCUAAAAAAGAGUCUGUAAGUCCUGAAGAUUCUGAGAAGAGGCGCACCAAUUAUCAAGCUUAUCGAAGCUACUUAAAUCGAGAAGGCCCCAAAGCUCUGGGCUCCAAAGAAAUACCAAAGGGAGCUGAAAAUUGCUUGGAAGGCCUUACAUUUGUAAUCACAGGAGUGCUGGAGUCCAUUGAACGAGAUGAGGCCAAGUCUCUAAUUGAGCGUUACGGGGGAAAAGUAACAGGAAAUGUCAGCAAGAAAACAAACUACCUUGUCAUGGGUCGUGAUAGUGGACAGUCCAAGAGUGAUAAGGCAGCAGCCUUGGGGACAAAUAUUAUUGAUGAAGAUGGCCUGUUGAACCUGAUUCGAACUAUGCCAGGCAAGAAGUCUAAGUAUGAAAUAGCCGUUGAAGCCGAGAUGAAGAAAGAAAAGUCCAAAUUGGAAAGAACACCUCAAAAAAAAGACCAAGGAAAAAGAAAAAUUAGCCCAACUAAGAAGGAAUCAGGAUCUAAAAAAAGCAGACUGACUCCCAAAAAGGACAGCUCUAUAAAGUCAGUAAAAAAGGAAACAAGUGUGCUUUGGAGAUGCCUGGACUUCAAGGAGGAGGUGGCCGAGGGGACAAAUGGUGACAGCCGGGCUAGGAGUUUGGCUGAUGACAGCCCUGAAAACAAAGUGGAAGAUUUGCUCUGGGUGGAUAAAUAUAAGCCAACCUCGCUCAAGACCAUAAUUGGACAGCAAGGUGACCAGAGCUGUGCCAACAAACUCCUGCGCUGGCUCCGGAACUGGCACAAGGGUCCGUUGGAAGAUCAGAAACGCGCAGCAAAGUUUGGUAAGUUUGCUGGCAAAGAUGAUGGCUCUAGUUUUAAAGCAGCGCUGCUCUCAGGCCCUCCAGGUGUUGGCAAGACAACCACAGCUUCUCUGGUUUGUCAGGAAUUGGGAUAUAGCUAUGUGGAACUGAAUGCAAGUGACACUCGGAGUAAGAACAGUUUGAAGGAGAUUGUUGCUGAAUCACUGAAUAAUACCAGCAUCACAGGCUUUUAUUCAACUUCGCAGCAUGGGGCAGACGGAGCAGCCCAUGUAAGCACGAAGCAUGCUCUCAUCAUGGAUGAAGUAGAUGGCAUGGCAGGCAAUGAGGACAGGGGAGGAAUUCAGGAAUUAAUUGGUCUGAUAAAACAUACAAAAAUUCCCAUUAUUUGUAUGUGCAAUGAUAGAAAUCAUCCCAAGAUUCGCUCUUUGGUUCAUUAUUGUUUUGAUCUUCGUUUUCAAAGACCACGAGUUGAACAGAUUAAGGGUGCUAUGAUGUCUAUUGCAUUUAAAGAGGGUUUGAAGAUCCCCCCUCCAGCUAUGAAUGAAAUAAUUUUGGGAGCCAAUCAAGAUAUCAGACAGGUUUUACACAAUCUGAGUAUGUGGUGUGCACGAAGUAAGGCACUAACCUAUGACCAGGCCAAGGCUGAUUCUCAUAGAGCCAAGAAAGAUAUCAAACUGGGCCCAUUUGACGUUGCCCGGAAAGUGUUUGCGGCUGGAGAGGAGACCGCUCAUAUGUCACUUGUGGACAAGUCAGAUCUCUUCUUUCAUGAUUAUUCGAUAGCACCCCUCUUUGUCCAGGAGAACUACAUACAUGUGAAACCUGUAGCUGCAGGGGGUGACAUGAAAAAGCACUUGAUGCUUUUAAGCAGAGCAGCAGAUAGCAUAUGUGAUGGUGACCUGGUGGACCGUCAGAUCCGGAGUAGGCAGAACUGGAGUCUUCUGCCCACACAGGCCAUUUAUGCCAGUGUUCUUCCUGGAGAGUUAAUGAGGGGGUACAUGACCCAGUUUCCUACGUUUCCAAGCUGGUUGGGGAAGCACUCAUCUACCGGAAAACAUGAUCGUAUUGUACAGGACCUCGCACUGCACAUGAGUCUCAGAACUUAUUCCAGCAAAAGGACUGUAAACAUGGAUUAUCUGUCACAUAUAAGGGAUGCACUUGUACAGCCCUUGACCUCACAAGGGGUAGAAGGAGUACAGGAUGUUAUUGCUCUGAUGGACACCUACUACUUGAUGAAAGAAGACUUCGAGAAUAUCAUGGAAAUUAGCAGCUGGGGAGGCAAACCUAGUCCCUUCUCCAAGCUGGACCCCAAGGUGAAAGCAGCCUUCACAAGAACUUACAAUAAGGAAGUCCACCUUACUCCAUAUUCACUUCAGGCGGUGAAGACACCCAGACACAGCACAGGCCCAGCACUGGAUUCUGAAUACAGUGAAGAGUUAAAUGAAGACGACUCUCAAUCUGAUGAGAAAGACCAGGAUUCUAUGGAAACUGAUGCAAUGAUCAAGAAAAAGACAAAAUCUUCAAAGCCUUCAAAAUCAGAAAAAGAUAAGGAGUCCAGAAAAGGAAAAGGAAAAAGUUCAAAGAAAUGAAAUGAAACUGUUUUUCACUACUGACAGCCACUUUUUACUCACCCUGUUGACCAGUCUAGCUUGUCUAGAUAAUGCCUUGUUUUUUCCAAAGGAAUCCUAUUUUAGCAUAAUGGGGCAACUCAGUGGUCCCAUUAUAAAUAUAUGGUGGUACAGCUAGAGGGAUGUAACCAGUAGGCUAACAUACACCUCUUAUAGAGGUUGAUAGGACUGCUUGGGUCCUCCACUGUCCCCUGUCAAUCUAAUUAGAUUGUGCUUCAAAUUGACUGUAUAAUCAGAAACUACAUGUGGGCUUUGGAGUCAGAUUUUAGUAAACGAUAAUAUGCCUGGGAACAUUGGUAAUAAGGCAACUUUUGUAGGCUUAAGAAUUUAUCCUAAUGGCCUUUAUAGGACCGAUGCUGAUUUUUUUAAAAAGGUAGUUAUUAUGUGGUGAAAUUUUGUAAAUAAAUCAUAAUACAAAACAAUCACCACCUAGAACUGGUAUUCUUUGUAUAUUGUCAAAUAUCUUACAAAAUGUAAAUUACAAAAUGUUCCACAUGCCAUAUGUGCAAAUUCUUAAGAAUGUCAUCUUGAACAGUAAAAUAAGAUGUUGGUAGAUUACAUUCCUUAUUAGUUUGCAAAUGAUUGGGUAAAACGCUAACUCUUUUCCUCACUAACCAGCUGUGUGAAGCAGAACUUUGGCAGAUGGACAGUCAGAACUCUCAUUCCCAGCUCGAUUACAUCUGUGAGUGCCAGCCGUCUCUCUGUUGUGAACAGCAUGUCAUGGAGAGGCCUCUGUGGUAUCACUGCAGGGUACCGGGGGCGGGGGGCUGUAAAAGGAUUGCCAUAUUUUUAUUCUUCCAGAGUCUCAACUCACCAGGUUCAAACUAGUAGGGUCUAGUCUGGGUCAGAAUCUUAGUCCCACUCUGGCUUAGGACAAAGUGAAUGCUGGCUUUUUUUGUUUUGCCUCUGGGAGCUCUGGUUCUGCCCUGUGACUGAUUCCACAAACUGUACUGGAAUUUUAGGUUGUACCUGUUACUGUACUUGUUGAGUGGCUCUGAGGCUGUGAAAGUAGCCUGGAAUUUAGUUGUCUAGCUAUUUUGAAAUUUUGUCAGUAAAUGCUCAGAGUUAUGUGCUAAAAGGAGUAUAAAAUUAGGAUACUAUUUCCUCCCUUUAAGUAAUUGCCAGUCUGGUUUGGGAGGUGAGACAUAAAGUUCUUGAGAUAUUUAAAGUGUAUUUACGAGUGUGAAAAAUAUCUUUCAUGUAGACUAAGUUCAUCAUGGGAAUAAAAUGUUGCCUUCAGCCUUGCCCUCUCUUUGUUAAAGCCCAGCUUGAAACUUCUGCUUGUGAAGAUCUCCUUGAUUGACGACUGCCUCACCUCACCAAUGGGGUGAGCAUGGCUUUCUUUCACAUAUUCUUUUGUUUCUAUUGCUUUUUGAUAUGAAAGUCAUGUCUGCCUACUUGUUUUCUACUCUCCAGGAAAGGGAGUGUAAUCUCCUUGCAGCCAGAACAAUGAAUAUGAAUUUACUUGUAAAUUAUGAUUUUGUUAUUAAUUCUAAAUGCUCUGUGAUCGGCAUAAAUCAGUGUAUAAGAUUUUUAUAAAUAACUUUUAGAAUUCGAGAUUAUAAAUAUGCUCUUUAAAAUAGGAGGACAGCAUGGAUCUUGUGGAGCUACGUGUGCCACGUGUCUUUGCAGAAUAAAACUGCGUACUUCUUUUGAGA
Messenger RNA from Ailuropoda melanoleuca (giant panda), 5465 nucleotides. RefSeq names its product replication factor C subunit 1 (gene RFC1). The coding region runs from base 307 to 3768 and encodes 1153 amino acids. The transcript has 25 exons. The record is from RefSeq and is a predicted model, not a curated record. Gene Ontology annotation, cellular component: nucleus; DNA replication factor C complex. Gene Ontology annotation, biological process: DNA repair; DNA replication. Gene Ontology annotation, molecular function: DNA clamp loader activity; DNA binding; ATP binding. Lineage: Eukaryota; Metazoa; Chordata; Mammalia; Carnivora; Ursidae.